This is a messenger RNA of Acytostelium subglobosum LB1, 2007 nucleotides long. RefSeq lists its product as hypothetical. Bases 1 to 2007 code for a protein of 668 amino acids. The record is from RefSeq and is a predicted model, not a curated record. The transcript has 5 exons. Gene Ontology annotation, biological process: mitotic spindle midzone assembly; microtubule cytoskeleton organization. Gene Ontology annotation, molecular function: microtubule binding. Lineage: Eukaryota; Evosea; Eumycetozoa; Acytosteliales; Acytosteliaceae. Gene Ontology annotation, cellular component: cytoplasm; mitotic spindle midzone; spindle.
AUGUCCAACACAGAAGAUUGUGUCAGAGAGUUACUGAGAAAGAUAGUCAAGAUAUGGGAUGAGCUCGGUGUAGAGAACACCUAUAGAGCACAACAAUGUGAUGAAGCAUCACAACAGGUUGUAAAUAUAUACACUACAUUAAUGAAGAGAGAGGAGAAGUAUAAGGAUGAUGUUAUAAAGAAUAUCCUUACUGGAUUGGAGUCUGUGUGUACCAUGACGACAGAGCUUGGCGAGACUGUCAAGGAAUCAAACAAACCAUUGGCCAACAUGAACUUAUUACAACGUGAAUCAUACGUUGAGUCACAACUUGGUGCUCUUCGAAAGAGAACUGAGGAUAGAGUUGUAAUGAUAGAGGAUUUGGAGACAAAGAUUGAGGACAUAUCGAAGGAGUUGGAGCUCAAGGACUUGAAUCACAGUCGUAUGAAUGAGAGUGACAUAUCUGGCAACGACUACUCAAUGGAGCGUAUCUCAUCAUUACAAAAGAAGAUGAAGAAGUUGCAAUUACAACGUAAUGAUGCCUUUACCAAGGUGAAGAAACUGUGCGCAGAGAUUGGAGAGUUGUGGGGAGAGUUGAGGAUUGCGCCAGACACAGAGUUUGAAAAGUCCAUUGAGAGGAUGAUACAGUCCAGUCAGGAGCAUGUAUCGCCAAUCUCACUCAGUAUGUCAACCAUCACCGUGUUGUCACAAAAGAUUGACAAGCUACAUCUGAUCAAGAAGGAGAGUGAAGCACUCGUUUGCGAGUUGGCAUCAAAGAUCACCAAUCUCUGGAACAAGAUGGGCACACCCGAAGAUGAGCGCGAUUCAUUCUUUAGCAAGACUGCUGGACUUGGUCCAGAUGUGAUUGAAGCAUGCAAUGAGGAACUGUUCCGAAUUGAGGAACUUAGACGAGCAUGCCUUUCAGACCUUAUUGACAAGGCAGUGGUGGACAUUGAGGAGUUAUACCUUCAGAUGCAUAUGGCCAAUGAUAGACUGGACGAGCUACUUCAGGGCGUCGAGGAGGGCACAGAGGAACACUUGGAGCUGCUCGAGAAGGAGUUGGAGGACGUCACCAAGAUGUACGAGGUGGCCAAGCCCCUGAUCGACCUGAUUGAGAAGCGCGAGGAUAUCCGCAACGCCAAGAUCGAGUACGAGCAGAAUGUGCUGGGCGACAAGGAGCGUCUUCUGUCCAAGAAGUUUGAUCGCAACCGCUUUGUUCAGGAGGAGAACAUGCGCAAGGCCAUGGCCAAGCUGCCGACGGUUGAGGAGCGUCUGAAGAAGGAUCUGAUCGAGUGGCAGAACACCCAAGGCUUUGCCUUCACCUACGACGGCUUCAACUACCUCGAGCUGAUGAUGCAGCAAGCCGACAAUGAGCGAAUCAAGAAGGACCUGGAGAAGAUGCGCAAGGAGAAGGAGCGUCAAAACAAGAUGGAAGACGCCAAGCAACCGGUUGCCACCAAGAAGGUCGUCACCGCCACGACCAAGACCCCAUCCAAGUCUGUCGCCGCACCUGCCCUGACCAAGAGCAGCAGUAAUGCCAUCUCCUCGGCAUCAGUCGGACCAGGUACGCCAUCAACGCCAAAGACACCAAGAGUGGCUGCCAUCAAGAAGGAUGAAGCUCAGUCUCCGUACAAUGAACGCGCCAUGCCAGCCGCCGCCAAGAAGCGUGCGCCACUGUCUCCACUGUCACUCAACAAUGGCGCGGCCAACGGUGUACUGAACGGCAAUGGCCACGUUGCCAAGAAGAAGGUGGUCACAAUCAACCCGACGCCCUCGGGCACCAAGGAGCAGAUCAACGUCAAGAAGAAGCAGCUGUUGGUGUCGUCGCCGCUGAAGAACGGCUCCACCAAGGCGCCGUCCACAUCCUCGUCCAUCUCCACGUCCUCGGUCACGUCGGCGUCGUCCAUCAAAUCGCGUCUGAUGGCAGCGGGCGGCUAUUCCAAGCAGCCGACAUUUAACCACGAUCAAUCGAUCGUGUGCAACUACCAGUACGGCAACGAGGACCUGCUUAUGAACGAAGACUUUGAAUGA